CAGCUCCCACACCCAACAGUGACAGUGGUUGAUUCCGUUGAAGGUUCGUGUUUUGUUGUUGCUCCUGGUGGUGUCCAAACAGUCUGUUGAUUCAAUCUCACUUUCAACUCGGAAAGAUCAUCAUCUGCACCACCGGCGAUCCUUCUUUCUGGCGAUAUUUGUCUGCCUUUGUUCGGUCGAUUCGCACCGGGGUUUGUUCUACCGUCCAGUGUUUGACCAUCCAGUGUUUGUCUGUAUGUCUGUCUGUCUGACACGGACACAGUUGUUGUGUGUACUUAUCUUGAUCGAGCGGAAGAUCGAACCGACCGUUUAGAAAAAAGAGGCGCGAGUAAAUGGAUGGUGACUGGCUCGACGGUGUGGACUCGCGCGAUCGUUAUCACAGCAAUAGAGAAUUAAGUUUCGGUUGGUGUUCGAUGUUUUAGGGCUCCACCAACGAAAGGGUAGCUGUGUUGUGGCGAAAAACUCUUUAACAUGUUUAUCGAUCGUGACUGAUCGUUGAUAUUUGUUUUACGAACCGGACGAUCAAGCGACUUGAAAUGAAGCAGAUAAUCUUGAUGGGUCUUGCCGUUGACGGUGAAGGCAAUCCUUUUCCAGUUAGAUAAUUAAUUUUCAACAAUAUCGAUUCCUUCUAGAACUCUUUUAUGACAGUCACUCAUGUACCAAUAGAUGUAUUCAACACAAAAGUUGUUACGAUAAUUAAGAUGUCCCUUAAUGACACAAUUCAAACGUUUGGGUUUCGAAAGUUUGAACAGAAUACAGGACUCAACCUCACUCCAUUUUAUCAGACGCAUGCGGUAGGCCAAUCCGUUGCUGACCAUUUCGUAAAAUUCACUCACUUUAAAUUGUGCACCAUAAAUAAUUAACAUAAGUUUGCCUUAUCGCGCCUCUUCCAUCAACCUCCGAACCGAGGCCACGGUCUGCAGCGUCCACAUCGAUCCGUGAUGAUCGCGCCAAAAUCGUGUCCCAUGAAGACUCAUGGGUUCCGGGGUAACCAGAAUAAAUGAGAACAAGUAAGACGCCUGCAAAAACGGAAAGGUAGACACUGAUGGAAAGAUACAGGGAGCCCGGAGGACACCGACGAAGUCCAACCAAAUCGAACGGGCGACCGAGCAGCGCGAAAGCCCAUGCCGUCCAAAGUGACAUCAUCCGUCACCGUAUGGCCAGAGUGUUCGACAGCGUGGAAGGAACGGCACGAACAUGGCCGGAAUGGCUCGAUCGACGGCAGGAACGAAGGCAACAAUCGCGUCUGGACGAUCUUGGACUCGGUUUCGAUGGAUCGGCGCGAUUUCAGGUGAAUUUCGCGGACGAAUGCACCUUGAACGCGUCGUCGUCCAUUUCGGUGGUGGCCAUCGUAUUUUUGUCGAAUGAGGGUAAUCUGCACAGGAAAGGAGAAGGAGCCGUUUCGUGGAAGUAAUGUCAGACGGCGAAGAGGACACAGCAUUGUCCAAGACGCAUAUCUGUGUAAGUGGAACUGAACGAUCGAUCUGAGACGAAACGAGACGUGCUCAGAAUUUUUUUGAAGUUGGUCAUGAUUUGAACCGUACUUCAGAACUCGUCAACCCGGAAUCCAGUAGCUUCAAAUAAAGGAACAUAAUUCACAACGCAUUAUAUCAACCCACUCUAUCACUCCAA
Molecule: messenger RNA, 1632 nt
Organism: Anopheles stephensi (Asian malaria mosquito)
Lineage: Eukaryota; Metazoa; Arthropoda; Insecta; Diptera; Culicidae
Exons: 2
Coding region: 1046-1414 (122 amino acids)
Source: RefSeq, a predicted model, not a curated record